AUGUCCAGCACGCCAAAACUUACUACCCAAACCCACGCACAAUACUCUGAUCAAGAUGGAUUCCAACAGCUCACUACACAAAUAGAUUCAACUAUAACCAAUUUAAAACAAAAGAGGGAUUAUUUACAGGACCAAUUAGUUCAAUUUGAGUCAGUUCAUCAAGGUUUGAAAGCAUCUGGUGAUUCAACAACCCCAAUUAAGUUCCAGUUAGAUGAUGGGACGAUGAUUGAAAAAACCAAAUCGGAAGCAAUCGAAUUUCUUGAUAAAAGGGUUACUGAAAUUAAAGAGGCAUUAACACAGUUUAACACCAAAAUAAAUGAAGCAGAAUCAACGAAGGAGAAAUUGAAUCAAUAUAACCAGUUUGUACAAGAAGGUGGCAAUCAUGAAGAUUUACAACAGGAUAAGUUGAAUGAAGAAGGGCUUCCCUUUGUUGAUAUUCAGGAAGAGCUUGAUGAAGACGGGAAUGUGAUAAAUGUUGAAUUUAAAGAUGUUCAAAAGGAUACUGCUAUUGAUAAAAGCCAGAAUAAUACUCAUGAGACUCCUAAAGUUGAAAUGUUAGAGGAAAAGAUAGACGAGACAAAGAAACUUGACAAGAUUGAACAAUCUGAAAAUGAUGAAUUUCAGGCGUUGCUUGAAGAUAUGGAAAUUAUUUCUAAGGAUAAAAAGGCACAAGAACUAAAUUUUGAUCAAGAUGAUUUAUUGGACAAAAUAGACAAAUUGCAAAUCAGUGCUGAGGAUAAAUUUAAAUUGAAACAAGUCUGUGUUGAAGAGUUUAAGAAUUUAGAGCCAGAACACGACACCGGUGAUAAAAUAGAAGAAAAUAGUGGCGGUGAUAAAACUAUUGGUAAUUUUGAGAAUCUUGCUAUUGAUAAGAAUGAUUUGAUAGAGUUGGAAUUAUUAGCAGAUGAUUUUGAUGACUCGGAGACUUUUCAGGGGGAACAUUACGACGAUGAUGAAGAAUGGGAUUAUGAGUUUGAUGAAGAAGAAGAAGAAGAAGAUGAUGAUGAUAUUGCAGAUGAAUUAUUGUAUGGUGGAGGCAGGGCCAAGAUUAUUGGAAGUGACGAAAAAUCAAACAAUAUGUUAUGGGAUCAAAUUAUAAAUCUAAGAAAAAACAAACUUGUUGCUACUGAUAAAGUAGCUGAUGAGAUUGAAGAAAACGCAGGUAACGAGAAGAAACCUAAAGCAGUCAGGUUUGCUGAGCACUUGGAUAUCAAUGAAGUGGAGAAUAUUAGUGAGAGUUUGAGGAACCCACCACCAGAAACUGCUAAAAUAUCUUUGUUUAAGCAAAACCGGAUGACUGCACAACAUAAAAAUAGAACACAAGAAAUAAAGGAGACUGUUGAAAAUGAUUCAGUCAUGACAGAUGUUUCCGAAAACGAUGUGAUGAGUGACAUAGUUGAAAAAGAGCCAGUGAUGACGGAUAUAAUUGAAAAAAAUGAUGAUAAUGAUGAUGAGAUAGUUGAUAGUGGUGGCGUUGUCGAAAGCACUAUUAUUGAGCACGAGCCUGUUGCCACAGUAAAUGAACCUACACCAGAAGUUAGGACAGGCACUGUAUCACAAAAACCAGUUUCCAGAUUCAAAGCAAUGAGAUCUAGUAUUCCCUCGAAGAAUACUGAGAAAUUGAAUUCUCAAGCACCUGCGAAAAUUCCUAUACCUGGUAAUGCAGAGAACGAGGCAGAACCUCUGGAAUCAUCGACGAGUUUGUCGGUUUCGGAAUUACGGGAUUUACAACUGGAUAUGGACAAAAUGGCUCAAGCUUAUGUUUCAGGGAUGUACGAUGAUGAUAUAGUUACUGAAGGGCCAGUAGUCCACAAACUAGAUGAUUUUGAAACUUUGAAUAAAAUGGUAGAGGCGAAAAAACAAGACAAUGAAGAGUUGGGAAUACAAGAGCAUGAUGCUGUAUCUAAUGAAGUGGGAAUGGAAAUUGACGAAGAAGAAGAAGAAGAUGAUGAUGAUGAUGAUGAAGGCCCAAUUUUAGUAGAUGAAAUUGUUGAAAAUGAAUUGGAUGAAUCAAACGGAGUUUUCAAUGACGAAGUAAUUUUGGAUCGAGAAAUUCGUGAGAAUUAUCAUAAAUUACGCAAUAAAUUAAUAUUAGAUCAGAAUGGGUUCAAAAAAACGCAACAGGAAUUGGAAAUGGAGCCCGUAGAUGAGGAAGGUAAUCCAAUUAAAAUAAGUAGGUUCAAAGCUGCAAAAAUGAAUCGUGGAGGUUUAUCUUAG
Molecule: messenger RNA, 2217 nt
Organism: Candida dubliniensis CD36
Lineage: Eukaryota; Fungi; Ascomycota; Pichiomycetes; Serinales; Debaryomycetaceae
Exons: 1
Coding region: 1-2217 (738 amino acids)
Source: RefSeq, a predicted model, not a curated record